CGACAGAGUCCAUGCACUUCCUGCGUUGAUUGUGAAACAAUUGCAUAAACUCUCUCCUAAAACAUAUCGCCAUAAGCCGAUCAUACUCAGACAUCACUCAAUAAUAGCAAUACAACGACAUGCUUUCAGCAACUAUCGCAAGAAAGGUUGUAAGUUCUAUUUGCCGGGCAUCACUGCGGCCAACUGUUGGUACAGUGAUUUCUCGAGGUUACCGUGGUGAUGCCCCAGAACCAACCAUGAUUGAGAUCCCUCUGCCCCCGUGGCAGGAGAGGGCGGGUGAGUCCCUGGAGAUCAAAAAGAAGAGACUCCUAUAUGAGAGUCGCAAAAGAGGCAUGCUGGAGAACUGUAUCCUUCUUAGCCUUUUUGCAAAGCAGUACCUAAACACAAUGAGUGAAGUUCAGCUCAGACAAUACGACAGACUCAUCAAUGAACCAAGCAAUGAUUGGGACAUUUACUACUGGGCAACAGAGGCUCAGCCAACACCUGACUUGUACCAGGGUGAGGUGAUGAACAUGCUCAAAGAGUUCGCCAAGAACAAGGACAUGGAACAGCGUCUAGAUGCUCCCAAUCUGGAAUACCUGGACAAGAGCAGUUAAUACACACACUUCUAUCAGUGACUGUUAUAACAGCCCAGAUCUGAGGUCAAACGAGCACCUGUGACAUCCUGUGUGUGGACCUAUCACAAGACAGUGGUCAUAAAUAUAUUACUUAAGAGAACAUAGAUGUGCGCCCCUUUUUAAAACCAUUGCAAAUGCAUUGUUGGGAUGAGAUGUUCUAACAGAUGUAUCAUGAAUAUGGACUUGACAACUUGGUCUGACUUAUAAAAACCACUUGACUUGAUAAAAUAAUUUGCUCAUAUUUAUAUAUUAAACAGAUUGUAUGUACACCCAAAUAAACUAUUAAACAUGUAUGA
Messenger RNA from Xyrauchen texanus (razorback sucker), 913 nucleotides. Its product is annotated as succinate dehydrogenase assembly factor 2, mitochondrial. Bases 120 to 596 code for a protein of 158 amino acids. The transcript has 4 exons. Gene Ontology annotation, biological process: protein-FAD linkage; mitochondrial respiratory chain complex II assembly; tricarboxylic acid cycle. NCBI's taxonomy places the organism in Eukaryota, Metazoa, Chordata, Actinopteri, Cypriniformes, Catostomidae. Gene Ontology annotation, cellular component: mitochondrion. The record is from RefSeq and is a predicted model, not a curated record.